Molecule: messenger RNA, 2159 nt
Organism: Linum trigynum
Lineage: Eukaryota; Viridiplantae; Streptophyta; Magnoliopsida; Malpighiales; Linaceae
Source: the annotation of a GenBank genome assembly
CAAACAUGAAAAUUCAAUAUAUAAUAAUAAAAAUAAUAAAUAAAAAUAAUUUUAAUAAAAAUAAUUAUUAUAUAAUAAUGCUCAAAUAUAAUUAUUUAUAACAACAAUAAUAAUCAUUGGUCGUGCAACCUCGAAACUCGAAAUCCAACUCGUAACUGGUCAUCCUAAGGGGGUUCUCGUGCCUAACUUUAAAUUGAAUAUGGUCAAACUUAGUCAAACACGUUCGAAUCUGUAAGUUUUAACUACUUAUUAAAGUAAAUCGAGUUAACUAAACUGUUCCUCUCUAUCUUUUCAACAAAUGCUUCUUAUCUCUAAUUUUCAAUGCAAAUUCGGGUCAACUAAGAGAUAUCGAUUUGACGAGGCGAACAUUGACAAACUUGCUCUUUGAGUCAAACGGUCAACCCCAAACAACUUCUACACUAAUAAAGAUAUAAGAAAAAUUAAUAAUAUUAAUUAUUAUGUAAUUAUAGUCUAAUUAAAAAUUCAUAAUUCCCCUCCUCCCCCUUCCCCCUCCCUUCCUUCCUUCCCUUGCACCCCAAUUUGGGGGGUAAGCCGAAACAGUGAAUUUACGCUCACGUUUUGCACCCCCCUACUGUUACAAAAUAACCAAACGGGGGUAAACACCUUGGAACUUGUGUUUACCCCUCCAAACUUGCACCCCCUUCCAUUUACACCCCUUCCCAAACAUAGUGUAAGAAAAGUUUCAUCUUUGUGGCGAAGUGGACAUUCCCUUUCUAUGGAUUAGAGUUUGCAUAUGGGUAAAACGGGUACCCACAUUACCCAAACGGGUAUUUGCGGGUAACCCGCGAGUACCCAUAUUAGGAAUGUACAAUCCCAAGUCCCAUCCGUUCAUAAUAUUACGGGUAAUAUGGGUACCCGUAACCCUUACAAAACGGGACGGGUACGGGUAUACCCAAAUACUCGUUUCCCGUUGCCCACCCCUAGGCCUAGUAGAAAGUUUGGCAGUUUGACUUCGUGGCCACGAGGUCUAAUUUAGCUAGAGUUAGGCAGGUUAUUCUUUAAGUAACUUUCUUGUCUUACCAGUCUCAUUAUUCAUGUAUAAUAUUUAUCAUUUUACUCAGCUCUUUUAAUUAGGCACGUAAAUCUAUUUAUAUUCCGACAAAUAGCACACUCUUCUUAUUGAAAAAUUAAAGAAUCUCAUUUCCAACCAAUCAAUUUGUUUCACGCAAUCUUAAUUUAAUUAACCAAUGCCAUCAACCCUUAUGUGGUGCUCGCAGCCGAUAUUCUUCAUCAAGGAGUAGUCAACUCAUAUCUGGCAGAGCUCCUCCCUGUUAGAGAUGCUAUCACCAUCCUCGCCUCAAGUUCCUUGAUUCACGUGAUACUGGAAGUUGAUUGGUCAUCAACCAGAUCCGGCAAGAUGUCAUAGAAGGUUCCUUCGGAGAUCCGGUACUCCGAAAGUGUCGUCAAAUCCUAGACUCUUUGUUAGUUUGUAUAGAGUUUGUGGCGGUUCCUAGAGCCACAAACAGUGCUGCCCAUAGAGUGGCGUUUAAAACACUGCUAUUGUCUUCCAAUUUUUGGAUGGAUUCACUAGGGUGUUGCUUGUAUGAAAUUACUGAAUAGUUCUAUUUGUAUAAUUCUUGUUCUAUAUUGAUAUUACUCGAAAAUAAAAUAAAAAAGAUGUAGGAAAAUUAAAAUAAAAAACAAGACAUUCGUGACAAACAUUUUUCCGUUAAUAAACAACCAUGCAACAUUUCCUCUUCCGAGAAACAGAGUCCUAAAACAGAGAGAUACCAGAGGCCAAAGUGAAGAAGCUACAGAGUAGCAGCAGAGCUGGCAAUGGAGGUCGACGCUUCCAUCUACGUCUCCAUUUCCCUCAUCUUCCUCGCCGCCGUAGCUUUCAAAUUCCAUCGCGGCGCCAACAACACAUCUCCCGCCAAAAACAGCCUCCAACUGCCACCGAGCCCUCCCAACCGCCGCGCCCUCCCUUUCCUCGGCCACUUGCACCUCCUCAGCAAACCCGUCCACCGUUCUCUACACAAUCUCUCCCACACCGGCUCCGGCGCCGUCAGAUUCCCAAUCAUGUGGAUCCAGUUCGGCUCCCGGCCCGCCGUCGUCGUGUCGUCCUCUGCCGCCGCCGAAGAAUGCUUCACCUGCAAAAAUGACGUUGCUCUGGCCUAACGUCCCCUGCUUAUGGUUGG